Molecule: messenger RNA, 930 nt
Organism: Ornithodoros turicata
Lineage: Eukaryota; Metazoa; Arthropoda; Arachnida; Ixodida; Argasidae
Exons: 2
Coding region: 1-930 (309 amino acids)
Source: RefSeq, a predicted model, not a curated record
AUGGCGUUUGUCCUUUUUUCCAAAUACGAGGGAUUUCUGUGUUCUCUCUCUUCCUUCACUGGUGACCCGGACGUAGAACACAGCUACCAUGACCCCUCCGGCGCCGACGAUGCCGGACCCCGCACCGCUGGCGUCGCAACUCCCACUCUUCAUGCUGUAGCCGUGAAGAUUCCGCCUUUCUGGCCAGCCGACCCGGCUCUGUGGUUCGCCAACAUCGAAGCGCAGUUUGCCCUCCGAGGCUUAUCUGCACAGCAAACAAAAUUCUUUCACGUCGUUGGAGCGCUUGGCCCUAACGAAGCGUCAGAGGUCAGGGACCUCAUCACCGACCCCCCAGCAGCCAACCCUUUCCCCGCGUUAAAAGACGCGCUCACGAAGAGAACGACAGCCUCUGAACAGGAAUGUCUGCGACAAUUGCUCACAGCUGAGGUCCUCGGCGACAGUAAGCCUUCACAGCUGCUGCGUCGGAUGCAGCAGUUGUUGGGCGAUAGGGCCUCAUCCUUGGACGAAUCCAUCCUGCGCGAAUUAUUUCUGCAGCGUCUUCCGAACACGGUUCGCAUGAUACUAACAACGUCGAGCAGCGUUUCGCUCGAGGCUUUAGCGGAGAUGGCGGAUAAGAUGAUGGACAUUGCGCCGCCAACUGUUUGUGCCAUAUCUCCACAACCCUCUGCACCAUCACCGUCGGACUUCCAGGAGCUGCGUGACGAAGUCAGCCGCCUUUCCGGCUUAGUUGCAUCAAGCCUACGCUUCGGCCGAUCGCGAAGCCCAAGACACCGCAGCCCUCGUCGCGGCAACUUCCGUCGUCGCACACCAUCGCCUCUCCAACAGUCUGCAAAUCCUGAUGAGUGCUGGUACCACCAAAUUUUCGGAGACCGUGGCCGCCGCUGCCAGCCUCCCUGCGCCAGACAGGGAAACGGGAGCGUCAACAACUGA